Messenger RNA from Sebastes umbrosus (honeycomb rockfish), 4497 nucleotides. RefSeq names its product N-myristoyltransferase 2 (gene nmt2). Gene Ontology annotation, molecular function: glycylpeptide N-tetradecanoyltransferase activity. Gene Ontology annotation, cellular component: cytoplasm. Gene Ontology annotation, biological process: N-terminal peptidyl-glycine N-myristoylation. NCBI's taxonomy places the organism in Eukaryota, Metazoa, Chordata, Actinopteri, Perciformes, Sebastidae. The transcript is spliced from 12 exons. The record is from RefSeq and is a predicted model, not a curated record. The coding region runs from base 240 to 1718 and encodes 492 amino acids.
UAAAUUACCACAAACGAGACACAUAGAUAAUAGUAGUGGCGUUCUGCUCAUCUUAACAUGAGGUAACAGUUCAGUUUGUAGUGUUUUUCCCGUUAAAGUGAAGGAGUUUAGCUGUGUUGUCCCUCCGCUGGCCUCUAGGCGGGGCGGUUUCAGCUCUUUCUUUGUUUUCCAUCUCUCCUCCGGUGCCCGUUGUGAUCUCUAUCAUACACGGUGGCUGACACAUUUAUUAAAACGUUUUUAUGAUGGCGGAGGAUAGUGAAUCCGCAGCCAGCCAGCAGAGCCUGGAGCUAGACGACCAGGAUACCUGCGGGAUAGACGGAGACAACGAGGAGGAGAAUGAGCAUAUGCAAGGGAGUCCAGGAGGAGAUUUGGGGGCCAAGAGGAAGAAGAAGAAGCAGAAGAGGAAGAAAGAGAAGCCGAGCUCGGGGGGAGCCAAAUCUGACUCUGCCUCUGACUCUCAGGAGAUAAAGAACCCUGGCUUGCCCAUUCAGAAACUGCAGGACAUCCAAAGAGCCAUGGAGCUGCUCUCCUGCCAGGGUCCAGCAAAGAGCAUCGAUGAGGCAGCCAAGCACAAGUACCAGUUCUGGGACACCCAGCCCGUGCCGAAGCUAAAUGAGGUGGUGACGAGUCACGGGCCGAUAGAAGCAGACAAAGAAAACAUUAGACAGGAGCCAUAUUCCUUACCUCAAGGCUUUAUGUGGGACACUCUGGAUCUCAGCAAUGCAGAUGUACUGAAGGAGUUGUACACAUUGUUAAAUGAAAACUAUGUGGAGGACGACGACAACAUGUUCAGAUUUGAUUAUUCACCAAACUUUCUCAAAUGGGCUCUGCGUCCACCUGGCUGGUUACCACAGUGGCAUUGUGGAGUGAGAGUGUCCUCAAAUAAGAAGCUCGUUGGGUUCAUCAGUGCCAUCCCUGCAGAUAUUCGCAUCUAUGACACACUGAAGAGGAUGGUUGAAAUCAACUUCCUGUGUGUCCAUAAGAAGCUGCGUUCAAAGCGUGUUGCUCCCGUGCUAAUCAGAGAGAUCACACGGAGGGUGAACAUAGAAGGAAUAUUUCAGGCAGUAUACACAGCAGGAGUGGUACUGCCUAAACCUGUGUCCACAUGCAGGUAUUGGCAUCGUUCUUUAAACCCCAGAAAGCUUGUGGAAGUUAAAUUCUCCCACCUGAGCAGAAACAUGACCCUGCAAAGAACCAUGAAACUCUACAGACUACCAGAUAGCACCAAGACUCCAGGUCUGCGGCCGAUGGAGAGGCGUGACAUCCGCCAGGUCACCGAGCUGCUACAGAAAUUCCUGAGACGUUUCCAGCUUGCGCCUUCUAUGGGAGAAGAGGAGGUGGCUCACUGGUUCUUUCCACAGGAAAACAUAAUUGACACAUUUGUAGUAGAGGGUGCCGGUGGUGUACUGACUGAUUUCACUAGUUUCUACACUCUGCCCUCGACCGUGAUGCAUCACCCUCUCCAUAGGAGCCUGAAGGCUGCUUACUCUUUUUACAACGUUCAUACACAAACCCCACUACUGGACUUAAUGAAUGACGCACUGAUUCUGGCCAAGCUGAAAGGUUUUGACGUGUUCAAUGCCUUGGAUCUAAUGGAGAAUAAGGUGUUCCUGGAGAAGCUCAAGUUUGGCAUAGGAGAUGGAAAUCUGCAGUAUUACCUCUACAACUGGAAAUGUCCCCCGAUGGACCCCGAUAAGGUUGGCCUCGUCCUUCAGUAGCAGGUCUCUUCAUGGCUGCUACACAAACACUGAUCAAGAGGUCGUGAGCGACCUCUGGCUAUUCCUUACCUGGACAUACAGGUAGCCCAAGCUAGACAAUGAGAACUACAACAGUAAAACCAACCUGGAGACUGGGAGACGGUUCAAGAACAUUCUCAGAUCACCCGGAGGUGAAAACUCUUAAAUCAUCAACAUCCUGAAUGUGAAGUCAUGCUAUGCCUGAGAUACUCAUACAGUACAACGCUCCUGACAUGCACACUCACAUUUAAAACAUACCAGUUUGACAUACAAGAGGAUGCCUUGACAUUGUGAGUUUUGUUUCGUUCUUCUUCCUCAGCAGACACCUCGUUACGACGGACUGGCAUGACCUUUAAUUUCACAGACAUUGAACUAUGUAAAUGAUAAUCAACAAGUUAACAUGACCACAAUACCAAACGGUAUGUUAUUGUGUCCCCACUGCAACGGCGGUUUUAAAGGCAUUUAAAGAGAUAUUAUUCCCAUCUCCUUCUCAUAUCAUUGUGGUCAGACGUUUCUCUGCUGGCUGUUUUUGGGCCUCAGUAGAAUUUAGAAAUGCUAAGAACUUGUUUCUGUGAUAGCUGACGUAUAAAAGAAAAAAAAAUGUUUUCCCUCAAGCAUUUAGGAGAAAAAUAUCUCAACUUUCACACACACACAGAAACACAAACGCUGUCAAAUAAUACACAAAAAAAUAUCUUCAUGGAAGGACUCACCUUUCCACUGGUGCAUUGAUAUACAUGUUUUUUGUUACAAAUAUAUAGUUACCUGUACAUUUAAAGCCAGAUCAUAUUUAUUCCUGUAGUGUGAGUUUGGGGUUUGGGAGGGCUGAUCCAAAGUAUUUUCCUCAUAGGUAGUGUAGAUGUGAAGAAUGUAUUGCAUCAAUGAAGCACAAUUUUUGAGUUUCUUAACAAGCAAAAGGGUCCUUUUUUUUAAAGGGUCAGAUUUCAAAGUGGAUGGGUUGCGGUACAAACUGUACAAUCUUAGUUUUUACAAAGGAUGUGAGCUGUUUUCAUGUUAUAAACCUGUUUCUAGAGUCAAUUUUUAAUAGAGCAUCUAAACCACAUGUUGGGUUAUAUUCACUGAUACGCUCAAGCAGUUCAGGGUUAUCUGCAUGUGAAUGCUGUGUCUUUCAGUUAGCAAGGCUGUUAAAUAAGAGGCAAAAGUUACAGUAGCUGAAAAAAAAGUAAGGAUGACAUGCUGAGUGCACAAGCAGGACAGUGAGAAUUACAGCAUCAAAGGCUGGAAAACAACGAAUACCAACUACACUAUACCCAGUGUGGAUUUGAUUUAGAUUUUGUACAAAAAACAUAUUUCAAAAUAGUCUGUGUGUCUGUCUAGAGACAGUUUUAUAGCGUAAAAAUGGCUUACUUGCUUUGAAAUGGUAAUGCUCUGUCAAGUCUCAUUUAAAGGGUCAGUUUUCUUUUGUUAAUUUAGUCAUUGCCACUCACAGAGCCUGAUGCAAAGCAGUGAAUAAGAGGCCCCUGUAAAGCAGCUGAUUGGCCAGAAGUACAACACCUUCUCUUAUUAAUACAUAACCGCCAAUUCCCUCGCCUGCAGUAGGAUGUUAAACUUUAUCAAACUCUCAGUUAAAUAAAACAAAGAGGAUCGAGCAUAACAUUGAAAGUGACUGGGGUAUAAUUUAGAAGCAUGUAUUCAGAGCACAGUGGCUGAAUGAACAAAAGCCUGUAUCAGUAACCGCAUCAAUUUUAAAUUUGAGCUUUUCCUGUUUAUCCAGGUCCAUUUUUAUUGACUUUGCUUUUUUAAAUGGUACUGUAUUUGUGUGUCUGAAAAAUAUACUGUGGGUAAUUUUUUAGUGUGUCGUGCAGCUAAAUGAAAAUUAUUUGACCAGUUCUGAUAUUUAUAAUUGUACUUUGUCUUAAGACAUAAUUCCUGUUUCUUUCCAGUACUUCCCCAAAUUUUCCAGUUAAAUAGGCAACUUCAAAACAGGUUUUUGAGGGUUUAGAGUAUUUGGCAUUUCCCUGUGCUCAACUGAGCGAUGAAGAUCUUUGAUGAUAAACCGUUGUCAGACCACUUGUUCUGUGGUGGAGCUGCUGGUGUACUCAAAAUGUUUUUUUUAAUUGUCUUCUUGCUCUGAGUCUGUUCCUUUUGUGUUUGACGCUCCUGUUCACGUGGCUCUGCAUAACUUAAGACGUAAAGGCUGCUGCCAUUUUUGUCGUUACUUUUUCUGUAUGUGAUGUAAUAUUCUUCUCAUCCCUUUAUAUAUUAGCAAGAAAAUGACACCCAAUGGACGGUCAGUGCUUCAGGACUCAAAGAUUUUAUUUUUUAUUUUGCCAUUGAACGUUACAUUGACAAAGACAGAUGUUUACCGGCAUUAAUUUAACACUGAAACUGGGUUAUCGAGUCAACGGUGUGCCUCAUGGAUGUUGGUUGUGUUGCCUGCAGCUGUUUGAAUGAACUUUGAGCAUGUCAGUUUUGCUGCUGUGAUGAUUUUUAGCGUUGAUGUUACUAGCCACGCCCUUUAGUGAGAACUCAACCUGAAGUACCUGCCUUAUUUAAAAGAUGUUUUGUUUCUUUUUAAUUAAGAUUUUGGGGUGGGAGGGGUGUGCUUUUGAAACGACAGACAGCUUUCUCUAACUGAAGAACAAUAUUUUUAUUCAAAUCCAUUGUAAGCUGUGAAAAAGCUGAAGUACUUGUACCAGCAUCAUUUAGACAUGACCCCCAUGCAGUUAACAAUCUGUUUCAACACACACGUCGGCUAUACCAGCAUGGAUAUUUGAUUGAAUAAACUCACUUUAAAAAGGGA